AUGGAAAAGGACAUAUCAAAGCUUGUAGCCGUUCCUAAUAUCGCUUUCAGGCCAAAAGAGCAGCAAGUCUCAUCGACGGACCAAGGUAUACCAGAAACUUCCCGGAACAAUGCUACCUCCGAGAGUGACCCAGCUGACAUUGCAUGGGAUUAUGAUGUAUACGCCGCGCCUUUCGUUCCACCAGGUCUCCAAGCAAUCAACACCGAAGUGGCUACCAUCAUCAACACAAGACCUAGACAUUUGAUCGACUUCGAGCAAUAUGUACAUACAUUCGCCGGAACAAGCUUUGUGACUCCACCCUACGCGGAGCCUGAAGAUCAUACGAUCAGAUCAGCAGCGGAUUUCCCUACGUCGCUCAAUGAGUCUACCUAUCUGCAACACUUCGACACAUCGGCUGCCAUAGAGCGUAUAGCGAAGGAGAAAGAAAAUGAAUCAUACGCGAUGUAUCAAGUCCCACUCUGGCAAUUCCAUCCAUUGGAGGGCCUCUGGGGCCUCUUGGUGCCAGGACUGAGAGAAGACAACCCACACAUUGAAAUGGGCGACGUGCUUCAGAUACGUCAACUGUAUGUUAACGAAACAGGAGCCUUGACUUUGAUGCCAAAUUAUGUGGAUGAUUACCAAUUCGGAUACAUAGGAUCUCCUUCAAUAGCAUUUAGGCCCUGGACAGUCGUACAGCACAAUGCCGCAGUCUUCGGUGUCAACCGUGCGCAAGAAACAGUCUAUCUCAAAGCAGAUGGCCUCUGUCCACCGGCACCGCCCAUGCGAAUGUUCGCUAACGUCGUCAUUCCACUGAAGUUCAACAUCCUCCAAAGCCGGCGAAAAGCUUUAGCACACCUCAGCUCGGAGCUAAGACUCGUCGGCUUCUCCCCACGGACAUAUGGCUACCCAUCCUCGAACGGUAGGCCAUAUCAUUUUGGCGAAUCGCCCGGUGGCAAGUAUGCCACACUUCACGCCGACGCCACGAGAGCCGCAUCCCACGAUUCUCAUAACGAUUGGAGUCUCCGAAUCCUGUUCCCUGAUGAAGCUCAUGGCGAAGUUCAAACUACACUGCGCAAGGUUCCCCAUCGCAAGCUUUUCGAUCGCGCUGUCAACUACGAACAAGCGCAUGCUGUGAACGAUAUAUGUACUAACGUAUAUGGGACUGUGCCUUACUUGAUCAGUGGACCGCCAGGAAAGACAAAGACUCUGGUGGAGACGGCAAUGCAACUUUUGAACACUACAGAUGUCGCACACAUGCUAAUAUGCGCUCCAUCGGAGGCUGCGGCGGAUACAAUCGCCCUCAGGCUGAAGGAAUAUCUCUCACGAAAAGAGCUAUUUCGACUUAACCGACCAGGAAGGGCUGAUAACGAGGUACCACGGGAGCUAUUGCAGUACUGCCAUAUCGAGAACGACAUGUUCAAUCUACCACCUUUCCAGGAGUUCAUGGCUUUCAACGUCGUAGUAACCUCUUGUCAAGACGCGGCGAUACUGGCAGACGCAAGAUUGACCAACAAUGACCUCUGGACUAUACAAAGGAAUAUGUCAUCAGCUUUCAACCCAGACGACCGAAUUCCCAAUCCGAAGCUACAUUGGAGCGCCCUACUCAUAGACGAGGCAGCUCAAGCUACUGAACUGGACGUUUCGCCAGCCAUUAGCGUUGUAUGCCCACCAUUCACGUAUCCGACCUCGCUGCCCCAACCACGCGUAGUGAUGGCAGGAGAUGAGAAGCAGCUUGGACCACGAACCGCAUCCCGUAACCUUCUAGUACGCAGGUCCUUGUUCGCCCGGCUUUUUCAACGACCGCUAUACGAGAACCACCCUCUCUCGCGCUCCAAGAUCAAACCCUCAUCCGGCCCACCAGUACUGAAGCAGUCAAUGUUACCGAUCACAUACCCACCAUUCACAUUACUAGUCCGAAACUACCGUUCUCAUCCCGCCAUCCUCAACGUACCAAGUGCUCUCUUCUACAACAACACGUUGAUCCCAGAGGCUCCACUCCCAAACACCCCACUCCAACAGUCCGAUCUCUGGCGCGGCCGCAAGUGGCCCGUCCUCUUCAUCCCGCACACCGGCCUCGACGAAAUCGAACGCGACAACGGCGGCUGGUACAACGUCUCCGAAGCGCGCAUCGCCUGCAACAUCGUGCAAACCCUCCACCGCUAUUCCUCAGUCAAGCAAUCAGACAUAUGCAUCAUGUCGCCCUUCGCCGCGCAAGUCAAACUGCUUCGUUCAAUGAUCCGUUCCUCCGAGUACGGCAGAGGCGCAGGACUGUGGGACGUCAACAUCGGUCCCUUGGAAGCCUUUCAAGGACUCGAGAAACGGGUCGUUGUGCUAUGUACAACGCGAGCAAGAAAGAGGUUCCUGGAUAAAGACCAAAAGACGGGCUUGGGUAUCGUAGGAGACGCGAGGAAAAUGAACGUCGCUCUUACGCGAGCGAAAGAAGCGCUGUUUGUGAUUGGCAAUGUUGAGGUUUUGGAGCAGAAUCAGCAUUGGCGGCAGUGGUUGGCGUUUUGUUGGCGGAAUGGGCUGGUUAGUGAUGAGAAGGGGGGUUGGGAUGGGAGUUCUUUGGGAGGAGAUGGAGAGGAGGUCAAGAUUGGCGUGCUGGAGAAGGCGUUGAUUGCCAAAGAAGAGCAGGGGAAGCAGAUGGGGAAGGUGUUGGGUAAUGGGGCGGGGAUCCAGGAUGUGGGGGAGUAUGAUGCUUGGGUUGAGAGCUUGAGGGAGACACUUGGGGAGGAGGAUGAAGAGGAGGGAUAUGAGGAGGAUAACGGGGAGGCUGUUGUACAGGCUGGUGAUACUGUCGCUGGCGCUGAGGAAGGAGAGGUUGUGACAAGGACUGGCACUUUGGUGUCUAACUAA
Molecule: messenger RNA, 2835 nt
Organism: Alternaria viburni
Lineage: Eukaryota; Fungi; Ascomycota; Dothideomycetes; Pleosporales; Pleosporaceae
Exons: 2
Coding region: 1-2835 (944 amino acids)
Biological process (GO): regulatory ncRNA-mediated post-transcriptional gene silencing
Cellular component (GO): cytosol; P granule
Molecular function (GO): helicase activity
Source: RefSeq, a predicted model, not a curated record